Messenger RNA from Mesocestoides corti, 639 nucleotides. The record is from the annotation of a GenBank genome assembly. NCBI's taxonomy places the organism in Eukaryota, Metazoa, Platyhelminthes, Cestoda, Cyclophyllidea, Mesocestoididae.
CAGGUACCACCUCAUUUGCGGCAGGAAUUCAAGAUCAUGAGGGAUCUUGAUCAUAAAGUUCAAGAAAUCGUCAACGAAGCUCAAACAAAAACUGAUGAGCUCUUGCAAUUUGCUAAAAGUUUACCAAAAGAGGAACGCAUAAAGCGAGUUCGUGAAAUACAACGGCUGUACAAGAAAGGUGUGGAAAUAAGUAAUGACAAAGUGUCCAGAGCUGAAAAUGUAUAUGAACUUGUGGAUAAACAAAUUCGUCGCCUCGACGCCGACAUGUUCGAAUUCAAGAAGUCUUUAGCGGAAAAAGAACUGAAAAAAACGCAGAAGAAAUCAGAUUCUAAUGUUUCCCCGAGGUCGGUACAGCUUCAACCUAUUUCUUCCGGCUGCACCUCGAUACCCGCAACCGCUGCACUGGCGUUGGCCUUAACCAAUAAUCCCGGUGAAGUCCUAGAUAUGCCUGUCGACCCAAACGAACCUACCUACUGUCUUUGCCAGCAGGUUUCUUUUGGAGAAAUGGUUGCCUGUGAUAAUAGGGACUGCCCCAUUGAAUGGUUUCAUUUUGGCUGCGUGGGCUUAACAAGCAAACCUCGAGGUCACUGGUACUGCCCCAACUGUUCGAACUCUGCUCCUCGCAAUAAAGAUGAAUGA